AUGACAGUAAUAGCUCCAAUUUUAGCAGAAAAUGGCGAGAGCAAAGUGAGCUCAGUAGAAGUGCCAAAGGAUUUCUUGAUUGCCGAGGUAGUGGUGGCAUUUCCAGGUGAAAACAGUGAUAAUGUCGAAGAUGAAAGGGCGCUGCACUCUCCUCAUUGA
Molecule: messenger RNA, 159 nt
Organism: Sclerotinia sclerotiorum 1980 UF-70
Lineage: Eukaryota; Fungi; Ascomycota; Leotiomycetes; Helotiales; Sclerotiniaceae
Exons: 2
Coding region: 1-159 (52 amino acids)
Source: RefSeq, a predicted model, not a curated record